Lates calcarifer (barramundi perch) is the source of this 1185-nucleotide messenger RNA. It is a transcript of the gene lenep, whose product is annotated as lens epithelial protein. The transcript has a single exon. Gene Ontology annotation, biological process: multicellular organism development. Bases 434 to 628 code for a protein of 64 amino acids. The record is from RefSeq and is a predicted model, not a curated record. Lineage: Eukaryota; Metazoa; Chordata; Actinopteri; Centropomidae.
UCACACGCUGUCGUGAACAAAGAGCAGGGUGUAGUGCAGGGGUGUGUUGAAGCUACUGGAACUCUCCUUUUUGUGAACGUAUGAGGCUGUUACAGCUGGGGGCUGAUUCAGUGAUUGUCAGAGCUUAGAGAGGGUCUGUGUGGGGGGUGCCUACACAAAAGAGGUGAGUGGUGCGCAGCAAAGGUAAACAAGGCCUUUAAUCAAUCAGCGGAUGUUUGAAAGCGGGGAAGAGUCUAGAUAAAGCAGGAUGUGAACGGAGGUGGCCUACAGUUCGUAUAGGAGGUUAUAAGUAGAGGAGUUAACUGUGCCAGGAAUACGGAGCAGACCUCAGCUGUUGCACGAGCCCGAUCCAAUCCCAUUUGUCAGACCUCUCCUAUUUCUUCUCAUCUCCUUGUUGCCUCUGCCUGAUCACUACCUUUUUCAUUUUGGAGCAAUGCAUCCUCAGCGUCCUCUUCCUCAGGCCAUGCCCUCGGCCUCUCUGGGACAGCACCUGCGGGACAUAGCCAUGGGCCUGGGACGAGGCAAGAACUUCCUAGGAGGAAACUUUGCCUACAGCUUCAUCCAGUCAGUUAAGGAGUGCCUUUACUUCCUCCUCUGCUGCUGGUGCAUCAAAGAGAUCCUGGACUGACAGACUGAGACAGAGUAGAUCAAGUGGUCAAACAUUGAUUUUCCCUGUUUCUCCGUUGGCUCCUAUAGUGUAAUUUCAGCCAGCUUUUAUUUCAUCAGAAAUGGAGUGUUUGAUCAGCGGUGCUGCCAAAGCGUUGGCAAGUAUGAAUCUUGUCUCAUAUGACAACAACAAUCUACCACAUCAGUACAUAAUGAAUUAAAAUCUUUCUAAUGUAUAUAAUGCAAUUACCUACUAGAAAAGAAGCUCUCAAUUUUGGGAAGAGGCAGUUAUAUUGAGGAAUAGGUUUACAAAAUCAUAAAACUGUUUUUAGCCACUUAAACACACAUUAUUUUUUAUUCCUGUUUUUCAGGGUCUAUAGGAUGCUCCUCUUGGGUUUUCAGGAAACACUCAUUUGCACAUUUCUAGAUGCUACAAAUGUUCAUAGUGGGACUGGUUCAGAGUUUCCUGAGUUCAACCCUGCUGAUCUGAGAUGUUGAGGAGUAGCACCUGAACUGAUGUUCACUGUACAAGACAAACUGGUGUGGCAAUGAAUAAAGGGACUAAUGAAUAGAAACUUA